Hylaeus anthracinus is the source of this 5210-nucleotide messenger RNA. RefSeq names its product arf-GAP with coiled-coil, ANK repeat and PH domain-containing protein 2 (gene CenB1A). The coding region runs from base 171 to 2921 and encodes 916 amino acids. The record is from RefSeq and is a predicted model, not a curated record. Gene Ontology annotation, cellular component: cytoplasm. Gene Ontology annotation, molecular function: GTPase activator activity; protein binding. NCBI's taxonomy places the organism in Eukaryota, Metazoa, Arthropoda, Insecta, Hymenoptera, Colletidae. The transcript is spliced from 12 exons.
GAGAGGGUGAGGGGAAUGCGUGUUGUUCUCCGCGAAUGCGAACGGUUCGUGUUAAUAGUCUUUCCAAAUGAUCGUGCCGUUUGAUGGGAAAUAGUGAACGGAAAAAUUUCAAGAUUGCGGUUCGUCGGACGAUACUGCGCUUGAAAAUUCCGCGGAACGGAUAGUACAAAAUGAAGCCUUUAAUCGAAUUUGAGGAAUGUUUGCGAGACACGCCAAAGUUUCGAAUACGCAUCGAGGAAGUGGAGGCAGAUGUCGAUUUACUGGAGCAAAAGUUAGACAAGGUAUUGAAAAAUUGUGGCCAAAUGAUUGAAACUGGUAAACUGUUUAUAGGACAGCAAAGCCAAUUCACCAACAGUCUUUGGGAGUUAUCUAUGUACUUUAAUGAUGGUUCUGAGAUAAUGGCCUUCUUAAACAAAUUAAUUCAUGCUUUACAAGAAAUGAACAAAUUUCAUACCAUCUUAUUAGAUCAAGCAUCUAGAACUGUAGUUAAAGAUUUAAACUCAUUCAUUAAAAGUGACAUCAAAAAGGUAAAAGAAUCUCGUCAUUAUUUUGAAAAAAUUUCUGCUGAUUUAGAUAUAGCUUUAAAUAGAAAUUCUCAAGUUCCAAAAUCCAGACCUGCUGAAUACGAGGAAACUUCUAAUAUUUUAUCGGCUACUCGAUCAUGUUUCCGACACACGGCUUUGGAUUACAUUCAUUCAUUGACGAUGAUACAGGCACGCAAACGACACGAGAUAUUGGGCACACUACUUAAUUACAUGCAAGCAUGCAUUACUUACUAUCAUCAAGGUAGCGAUCUCGCGCAAGAUUUAGAUCCAUUUUUAAAAGAUCUUGGUGAAAAUAUAAUUAAAAUGAGAGCCGAUUCUAUUAAACUUGAAAAAGAAAUGGAAAAUCGACACAUUUAUGUUACAAACAGAGAUUUAAUACCUUCCCUAAUAUCCGGUAAUCCUAAGAUGGAAGGAUAUCUUUUUAAACGAACUAGUAAUGCAUUUAAAACAUGGAAUAGAAGAUGGUUUUGUUUAAGAGACCAUCAAUUGGUCUAUAGAAAAAGAACUGGUGAUAAUGAUUUUACAAUUAUGGAAGAAGAUCUUCGCCUUUGUACUGUUAAACCACUGGUUGACUGUGAUAGGAGGAAUUGUUUUGAAGUAUUAAGUCCUACAAAAAGCCACAUAUUACAAGCUGAUAGCGAAGAAUCGUAUUUAGCAUGGGUAACUGCCAUGCAGCAAGCAAUUAGUGCUGCUAUUCAAAGAGGUAUGGGUGCUGGUACUAUUGUUAGUAUACGAGAAUCACAAUCACAGAAUAUUAGGGGCUCAGGCAGACAACAAUCAAAACCUAAAUCAAGAGUUUGGGAGCAAAUUCUAAAGAUUUCUGGAAAUGAUAUUUGCUGUGAUUGCGGUGGUGCUAACCCAAGGUGGGCCAGUAUCAAUUUAGGAAUUACACUUUGCAUAGAAUGUUCUGGAGUACACAGAAGUUUAGGUGUUCACUACAGCAAAGUUCGUUCCCUCACAUUGGAUGAUUGGGAACCAGAAAUAUUAAAAGUAAUGGCAGAGCUUGGAAAUACAGUAGUGAAUAAUGUUUACGAAGCAUUGCCAAUACCUUCUGAUAUCGUUAGGGCUACGCCAAAGUGCAACGGUAACAUACGCGAAGCGUGGAUUAGAGCAAAAUACGUAGACCAUAAAUUCGUAAAACCCUUAAGUAACAUAAUUUCAUCCGGACAACAUGCGAGUCGUGACAAAAUGCAUUUCCGAAAAUGGAGUGUCCGUAAAUUACGUCGUAGACCACGAAGUUGCGACAAAAUUGAUAGCAUUAAUCGUAAUAAAACGGCAACGCUAUCUUCCGUGACAGAAGGUCCUCAUUCUACGAGUUCCGACGACAGUAAACAUACAUCGAUCGAAAGUUUAAGUUUCGUUGAGAAAGCAAAGAAAGCUGAAAGAAGUUCCUUAAGUUCUGAUGAUAGUACGAAUCUAGAUCUAAAAAACGAUUCUACCCUGUAUGGGAAGAUACUAACACGAUCACGUAACUGUAACGAUUUACAAGAAAGUAAUUCUAAAAUCGUUAAUAGCAAUAGAGAGUCAAGCGUUGAAAACGAACGUAAACUUGAUAUUCCUGAAGCGAAAGACAAUACAAUUUCCUCGAAUGCCUCGGAGAAUAAUUUAGCACUGAAAAGUGAAGUGUCCUUAAGCGCAGAGAUUUCUGGUGUUAACGAUGUCUUAGAAGAUAAAGAUAUCGGAACGGAGAAGCAGUGUACAGAAAAGGUAGAAUCGGACGUACUAAUGUUUGGUUGUGAUUUACCAAAGCCAACAAUCGAUAACAGUUUAGAAUUAAGUUCGGAUCAAGACUCAACUGCCGGUGAAGAUGAAGAAUUUACAGAUGAGGAGGAUAUCGAAAAUUUACAUCCUGAAAUGUUACUUUAUAAAGCUGCCGCUGCUCACAAUCUUCCCGUAAUGUGUGCAGCUUUAGCGGCUGGUGCUGAUAAAUCAUGGUCAAAUAUCAAUGACAGAGGUCGUAAUGCUUUACACCAAGCGAUUAUAAGUGGUUCUGUUAUGUCUUGCGAAUAUCUCAUUCUAAAUGGAGCACGCAUCAAUUGUCAGGAUGCUGGUGGGAAAACACCAUUGUAUUUGGCUACAGAAUUAGGCCAUACCGCCCAAGUGUGCUUGCUUUUGAAGCAUCGCGCUGAUCAGCAUAUUAAAGACGAAAGUGGUGUAAAACCUUUGUCGAUAGCUGUAAAAGAAGCUAACGCGGAUAUUGUUACUUUAUUACGACUUGGCCUUUUAAACGAAGAAAUGAAAGACUCGGAAAUCGGAAUUAGUGGCGACGAAACCUUUAACGACGUUGUUCGAGAUUUUAGCCAAUUAGCUUGCUCUCACCCGGAACGACUGCAACGACGAAAUGAAAGUAGUAGUACGUCGCAACCCCCCGAAUGAGUUUUAAGGAUGUGCAAAUCUUAUUUGCAAAAUGUGAAGAGCAUGCUACAACGUAAAGAAAAGAAAGAGAAGAAUACAUCGAAAACGUCGUCUUUCAAUUCCUUGCAGAGUAAUAAAGAUGAUUACGAAUAGCAAGGUAAGUAUACAAAACGGGCUUGAAAGUCCGUUCGUGUAAUUGAAAGAAAAUGGAGAAAUAUUAAGAAAAGGUUAUGUCUCUCUUUAUACUUGAAUCUCUGUACAACAGAAAUUAUUUAAAUUUUGCCAGUACCUUUUUGUACUUGUAUUUUAAAUAGCCAAGAGACUUUUAUAUUGUUUGCCAAAAGGAAGUAUAAGUAAACGUUAUAUGUUGCUUACGCGUGAAAUUAUGCUAUCCAGUGAUAGAAUGUUAAAACACGAAGUGUUUUUGCGUGCCUUCUUCCUCGUUUUCCUCUUAAAUUUACAGGAAAAAAUGAAAGUAACUUCUUGUCUAAAACAAAUGCUUCUUCCAAUAUGUGUAACGCGUACUCGUAUAAGUUUAAAAAAACAACAACAUUCUACAACUUGCAGAAUUUACAACUUGCAAAAACAUAACGCGAGUAGAAUUUGAAAAUAUCUGCAAACAUUCGAAAAACUGUAAAUUAUUAUUAGUAGAUAUUUGUAUAUCAUUUAUGUGAUAUGAGAAACGCGACAAAAUAGUUUUAACUCUGUAGUAUGAAAAGUUCUAUCAUUAGCCGACAUGUUCUCGAUACGAUAUGACCUAGCAAAAUCUUUGCAACAAAAAUUUUAUACGUGUAUCUGUUUUUAUAUACCUAAUACUACCAGUAAUGUAUAUACAACUGGCACUAAAAUAAUUGUUUGCGUUUUUUCAGUUAUACUAAUUUGAUAUAUAUUAGUAACAAAUGAAUUGAACUAUGACAUUAUUGAUACAUAUAAUUAUGUAGUUCGUCUAGAGGUUAUAUUUAUAAGUAGCUGUAUAUUGCAUCUAUUGAAUUACCAAAAUAGACUAAAGAUUCCGUAUAGUUACUGAUUAAUAUAGGUCAAGUUAAUGAAUUUGUUGCCAAAAAUUAACCGUUUGUACAUAAAACUUAUAGAUCUGAUUACUAUUUGACGUUAUACUUGAACAAAUACUUUAUUUCCAUGAAUUGUGUAGAAUUAAUAAUGCAAAGGCAUAAUUUAAGAAAACGUAUUAGAAUUUUUUAUAUCUAUAUUCUUUUAUAACAAAUUUGAACUAUUUUGCGUUGCAUUUAAAUUAUCAUUUAGUUUUCUUUUCAUGACCUGUACAACGUAUAAGUUCCGUUUCAUUUACGUCUAUUUUAGUACUACAUACAUUUGCGUUAAACAAAACGUAUUUCCGAAAAAAAUACAUAGGUUAAUGCAUGAUUUUUUAGUCGGGCGAUAAAUAAUAGAAGAAAGAAUUUAGAUAUGAAAAAAUAUCAAUCAUUGUUACAAAUAUUUUACAUUGUUCACGUAGAGGCUUUAUCGAUAGUUGCAAUUCAUAGAACAAACCCGGAUCCUCGACUCGAAUGAACAAGAUUUUUACGAAAAUCAUUACGAAAUAAUUUCCAGAUUUGAUAUAUUUUUUUAUUUGACAUAUUACCAUAGCUUUUAUUUCGAAUCCGGUAUUCGAUUUUAUACGUAUCUGUUUAAUAAUUAAUAUCAUGACGCUGUAAACAUAAUUAUAAUAAAAGUCAGAUACUCAUUGUUACACGACCAAUUAACAACAAACUGUUUUCCAGUUUACUCUAACAUAUACGCUAGUGUCGAAUUUUCAUUUAUACUCAUUUUACAACGCGAUGUGACUUUAGAAAAAUCUCGAUCUGAUAAUUUCGUGUUUCAUUCAUAUAGAGAAUCGAUAUCACACAUUAGUACUUGAAUUUUGUACUUAUUUUUGUAUAUGUUUUAUAUGCAUAAUCAUCAGAAGGGAAACGAAAAAAUAUACAAAAAUAAAUCUCUUACUGUACGACCGAAAAUUGUCUUCCAGAAUUGAAAACUAUCUUUUUUUCUCUAUAUAAAAAUCACAUCAUUAUAUGACUCUGUUUCCACGCGAUGAUUUUCAAUUUAACGAGCAGUAUUGUUUAUAUUGUAACUUUAUUAAUUGUUGUUGUUUCUUUUUUAAACAAAAUCACCGCCAAUACUGCCUAAGUGCGAAAUAUCGUUACGGUAUUCCACGAACGUCUAUAGACAAAUUGAACAAAUAAUACCAUUGUUUCACCAUUACAUGUCAUUGCGAUGAAAAUGUAAGCAAAUUUAUUAAUGUACCAUAUUGUACACAAACUUCACGUCAUAAAGCAGUGAUUAUGCAAGUAACGU